This is a messenger RNA of Xiphias gladius (swordfish), 6142 nucleotides long. Its product is annotated as tensin-3-like. Gene Ontology annotation, molecular function: protein binding; phosphatase activity. The transcript is spliced from 28 exons. Gene Ontology annotation, biological process: dephosphorylation. The record is from RefSeq and is a predicted model, not a curated record. Bases 309 to 4466 code for a protein of 1385 amino acids. NCBI's taxonomy places the organism in Eukaryota, Metazoa, Chordata, Actinopteri, Istiophoriformes, Xiphiidae.
UUGUGGUGGCUGCAGCGGCAGCUCGGACUGGAGGAAGUGUGUCGAGGGGCUGAGCAGCAACAGCGUAGGCAGCAGCAGCAGCAGCAGCAGCGGCGGCGGCGGCGGCAGGUCAAAAAAACCGAGCAAGGGGCUUCCAUUUGUAUCGCCGAAAAAACCGCCGACAAGGCCGAGGAGUGCACCGGGUCCAGCGGGGACAAACUUUGACUUACAAAGGGAACCAGAGCGGAUAAAAAAAAAACCAAAAAAAAAAAACCCAGAAGAGUCAAGUACUUGCUCUGAGUUUGAAAAGGUAGUCCCAAGAUUCAGGGAUGGAGGAGGGAUAUGAACUCGACCUUACGUAUAUCACAGAACGUAUCAUUGCCGUGUCCUUCCCCCGGGGGUGCUCAGAGGAGAUCUACUCACACAACCUGAAGGAUGUCACGCGAAUGCUCAAGUCCAAGCAUGCAGAUAACUACCUGAUUAUCAACCUCUCGGAGAGAAGACAUGAUCUGUCUAAAAUGAACCCCAAGAUCCUGGAUACAGGCUGGCCAGACCUGCAUGCCCCACCUCUGGAUAAGAUCUGCACCAUCUGUAAGGCCAUGGAGAGCUGGCUCAAUGCUGACCCUCUACAUGUGGUGGUUAUACACUGCCGGGGUGGCAAGGGUCGAAUCGGUGUUGUUAUUUCAUCAUUUGUGCAUUUCACCGACGUGUCUGCCAGUGCUGAUCAGGCGUUGGACCGCUUCGCCAUGAGGAAAUACUACGAUGAUAAGGUCUCAGCUCUGAUGACACCUUCGCAGAAACGGUAUGUUUGGAUCCUCAACAGUCUUCUAAGUGGAUCCAUGAAGAUCAAUGCCUCCCCCUUGUUCCUGCACUGUGUCAUCCUUCAUGGGAUACCAAACUUCGACACCGCUGGAGUAUGUCAUCCGUACAUCAAAGUUUACCAGGGGAUGCAAGCAGUGUAUUCAUCUGGAAUCUAUCAUAUUGGUCCAGGCCACAGAGACCGGGUAUGCAUCACCCUGGAACCAGCCCAGCUUCUAAAAGGGGACAUCAUGAUUAAAUGCUAUCACAAAAGUGACCUAACUUCAGAACGUGAAGUUAUUUUCCGGCUACAGUUCCACACGGGAGCAGUGCAGGGCUACAACCUGAUGUUUGAAAAAGAGGACAUGGAGACUGCCAGCAAAGAUCACAGAUUUCCAGAUUAUGGUAGAGUGGAACUGGUGUUCUCCGAGGGACCAGAGAGAAUCCAAGGUGCCGACAGGUGGCAAAAUGGAGCAGACGUUAUUGUGGACUACAACACGGCAGAUCCUCUAACCCGCUGGGACUCCUACCAGAACAUCUUUGAUGGUGAAGCGCCACGAUCUCAAGGCCUAACCCAGGACAAAGCCUCUAACAAGAGGAGCCCCAGCGGAGGAGACGCAACGCUGGGCCGAGGGGCCCGCACAACUUCCACCACCUCUAGCCCUGACCACAGCGACCACGCCCUCUCUGUCAGCAGUGACUCGGGCCUGUCUAGCACUUCCCUGUGGGCAGACAGACCCACACCUAUCACCACCGCCACUACUGCCACCAUCAGGCCAAACCAGGGCCCCAGCCAGCAGGAAAAGGUCCAGCUGAAGCGCCUCCUAAGCGGCUUUGGUCUUGAGGACCCCUCACUGGAGGAAAUGGAUGAUCAAGGCCCUAGGGUGGGCAUCCAGCAAAUAGUCCCGGCCCAAGUGCACAUCAACGGAGAACCCCGUCCCAGAGAGAGGGAAACAGACAUCCUGGAUGAUGAGGUCAUUACAGGUCACGAUCUACACAGCGUGGACAGCUUGGGGACCUUGUCGUCCUCGUGCCACAAGAGCAGCCAGAACUCCCUGCUGUCGGAUGGCUUUGGCAGUCCUGGAGGAGAGGAGCAGCAAAACCAAAACCAGCUACAUCUUCACCAUCCUGCACCCCCUCCCAUGGAGGAAUAUGAGAGAUCUUAUGCUGAGGCUAGAAGGGGCUGUUUGAGCUCCCGGAGCAACUCUGUGGCCUCCUCGAAUCCCAGUAGUGCUCCCAUGCCCAACCAGCAUGUCUACAGACAGGGAAGCUAUUCCACACAGUCCUGGGUUCGCCAGCAGCAGAUGGUCGCUGCACAGCAGUUUAUCUACAUGCCAGAAGAAGGAAAUGAUACUGAAAGAUACCCAGGGAACAAGCAGGGGAGCAUUUCACCCAAAGCAGGCCUACCCGCUGAACCACAGGUCCCUACUAGGGACACAGCAGUGGAUGCUCUGAGAAAUACAGCACCCUACAAGGAACAGACAACAUUAAACAAUAACAACAACAAGCGGGAUGAGGAGUUCAAAUCUUUAACAAUGGACAUCGACAACUCCAUUGAUCAGCUCAACCAGCUGAUCAUGGACCUGGAUCCCACAUUCGUGCCAGUUUCAAGCCACAGCAGCUCCAUUAAGAGGAAUGGCAGCACGCAUGCAAACAGCUCAGGCGGCAAAUGCUCAAACGGCAUCAAUCUCAGAUUCAACCAUAAUAAUGCACCAACCCUGACAAACACACAGCAGACAGCUGUCCAGUCUAGUGAGGGGCGGGUGGGUGUCACACGGAGUUUGAGUCGCCAAGGAAGUGAUGCCACAGAUCACCCAGGCUUCUGUAGUUCAGGGUGGGACGGGACAGAGGAGUACAGGGGCCAGCGGACGUACUCCCCCCGUGUUCCACAGUCCCAGCAUCCCCUUUUGUACAGGAGUGACAGUGCUGACUACAGGGCCCAGGGCCCAGACAUGGACAGUGGGGUCGAGGCCGGGAGUGACAUGACUCCACCCACUCCUGCCUUCCCCAUCUCUCCACCUACACCGUAUGUGAAAAAUAUGUCAGAAUUAAAUCACAACAGGCAAACGCCAUCUCCUAGCAUGCAGUCGUAUGGAGGCUACAGAACAGACCAUGAACCGCGGGAAUAUUCAGAGAUGUUGGGCCAUGUUGGAGUUGACAGCUUGCCAGACUCCAUCAAUUGCCACAGGACGCUAAGUGCUACACACUCUGCUUCCAUUGUUGGGACCCUUCAGCGGACAGACAGCUCAUCCAUCAAUCAGUCCUGGCCAGACCAUCCCGUCCUGAGCCGCCACUCCUCUCUGAGCAGCUACACCUCUACCAGGCAACCACCGCAGCUCUCCAUGUCACUUGACUAUGGCCAUCACUCUCCUCCCCUGCACCACCCCCAUAUCCACCCCGCCCCCAACGCCCACAGCUCCCCUCGAAGCAGCCAGCGAAGCCGCAUGGCUCACUACGUUCUCAGCCAAAGUCCAGCUCAAAGCUUUGACGAGCAGGAUGACUCUGGUGUCAGCUAUGGCACGGACUGCCCAAACUCUGGCUCUUCUCUUCUGGGAAAUGGAGGCAUGGACAGGGAUCUUUUGAACUCCAUGGAUGGGCAGAAUCAGUCACAGACCCCCCAAAUGCAGCCCCCACUUCUGCCUGAGAAGAAGAGGGCGUCAGACGGGGAGCAUUCGCUGGGAACAGCCUCUCCAGCCCACAGUGGGUUCUCGAGUCCCCACAGCGGGAGCUCAGUUAGUAUUCCCUUCCCCAACAUUUUGCCUGACUUGUCAGCUCAGACGCCAGGCACAGCGUCACCUCUGCCAGAUGUACUGGCUAGCAAGCAGGUUACUGUAAAAUUUGUGCAGGACACAUCGAAAUUCUGGUAUAAGCCAGAUAUCUCAAGAGACCAAGCAAUUUCAGUCUUGAAGGACAAGGAGCCUGGCUGCUUUAUCGUGAGGGACAGCCACUCCUUCAGAGGGGCCUAUGGACUGGCAAUGAAGGUGGCUACACCCCCACCCUCCGUUCUCCAACAGACCAAGAAAGGAGGCGAUAUAUCCAAUGAACUAGUACGACACUUCCUGAUCGAGUGUACACAGAAAGGAGUUCGGUUGAAGGGUUGCCCAAAUGAGCCCUAUUUUGGAAGCUUAACUGCGUUGGUCUGCCAGCAUUCAAUCACUCCCUUGGCCCUGCCCUGUAAACUUAUUAUACCUGACAGAGAUCCUCUUGAAGAUGUUGUGGAGAAUACCUCACAAUCAGUCACCAACUCUGCUGCUGAGCUGCUAAAACAGGGUGCAGCCUGUAACGUGUGGUACCUGGGCUCAGUGGAAAUGGAGUCCCUGACGGGCGUCCAGGCAGUACAGAAAGCCACCAGUAUGACUCUGAGCUCCAACCCUCCACCAACCUCCACCGUGGUCCACUUCAAAGUUUCGUCCCAGGGAAUCACCCUCACCGACAACCAGAGGAAGCUCUUCUUCAGGAGGCAUUACAAUGUCAAUACAGUCAUAUUUUGUGCAUUGGACCCUCAAGAUAGAAAGUGGAAAAAAGAUGGCUGUCCUUCAGCAAAGAUCUUCGGCUUUGUGGCUAGGAAAACUGGCACUUCCAUGGACAAUAUAUGUCACCUGUUUGCAGAGCAUGACCCUGAGCAGCCAGCGAGUGCCAUUGUCAACUUUGUGUCCAAGGUGAUGAUUGGCUCGCAGAAGAGUAAGUAGGACAGAGCUGAUCUCCUGGACAGACUUUUACUAAUAGCAGAAACAACAAAUAAAGACUGAGGCUGAACAAAGGUCAGAAUGUCAGGACUGGAGAUGUUAAUGACCUGAACAUUAACCCUGGAUAUUAACUGGAUAUUUUAUACAUUAUGAUCACUUACCAGCACCAGGACAUUCGAUUACACCUUUUAAUAGAAAAAUAUAAAUCUUCUUCUAUUUUGUUACUUUUAAUUCCUGUAAAAUGAACUGUAAAUUACAAAAUUCUGAAAACAUCAAAAUCAUAAGAAAUGUGUAUUUUUUUUCUACUGGUUUACAACAGUAAUGUCUUAUAUAGUUAGAUGUAUUCAAUCUCAUCAUAUUUUAAGUACAUAACACAAAAGCUGCUUUUCAUGUUCAUGCGAAAUGUUAUAGACAAAUCAAGAAAACUCUAAGUUUGCAUGUUAUUUUUUUUCCUAAUAUUUAACCAAAACAAGCUUCGUUCAAGCUAUUAAUAUCCUGUAAAGUUGUAGCCGAUGUAGAAGCACCUCUGUGCCGCAUCUGAUCAGCAUGCAGUAUUUCUUCGUGGCGUUAAAGAUGUGCAAAGGAAGUGCAGCAAAUAUGUAUAGUUUGGACUCUAGGACUGGCUACAUCUCACACAGGAUUAUCUUAUUUUAUCUAUGCAAUGUCAAAUUUUAUUUUUUUAAACCGUGGCCUUCUGUACAUGUGCAGCAUGUAUGUGGCUUCUCUGAACUUGUUAAAUCAUUUUCUUCUUAAGAUGUGUGUGAAUAUGACCACUUUUAAAGCUGUCGGCAACAGUUAAAUGAAAGCGUGUGUGCGCGCGUGCGCGCGUGCGUGCGUGCGUGUGUGCGUGUGUGUGUGUGUGUGUGUGCUGAAAUGAGAGAAAUAGGAAAAUAUUUUAAUUAAUCGCUAAUAUAUAUUGACUCGACAGGAGUUAGUAAAAAACACAUCAGUGCUUUGUGUAGAAGAUAGUGGCAUCCACUCACAGCUGCCAAAUUUUACUUUGUUUUGCCCUCUUUGUGGGGCCACAUGGCCACUAAUGGCACUGCAGUGUUUGAGUAUUAAAAAAAUAAAUCAAUGUACACCAUUUUGUACAUUUAAUUUGGCUUUUUAAAAAACACACAGGCUGCUAUAUUGACAGAAAAAAUGCUGUCAUUGUGUUAGUGGUUAAAAAGUUCUUGGAGGAAUACUAAAGGAAGAAAGCGCUCAUUGUUGGAAUUGCACAAAUAAAUUUGGUACUUUGGUACAUAUUCAGCUGGUCAUCUGUCAAUGACAUAUACAACAUACUUGCUCUGGGAGAAAGAGAAAAAUGUUUACUAUCCCAGCUGAGUGUUUGUUCACAUAGUAUAUGAGAUGAUGACAAAACAAAUCAUUCCUUUCGACUAUUUUUGUUUGUUGGGCAGCCAUUGUAUCCAGAGAGGGACCUACCACCACAAUAAAGCUCAGUUGAUAUUCUUAUAUUGAUUAUGUACACAUUUGUUAUGUUGGUAUCAUUUUUCAUGACAUAUUAUCUGUACCUCAUACUUAUCUCAUACAAUACUGUGCCUCUGUUUAUAACAUGCUACAUGUGAACGGUUUAUUUGUAUAUUGAUAUUGCAUUGUUUGUUGUGUUCUGUAAAUAAACUAAAGGAAACGUUUAUGUAAUCUAGGUGAUCCGUAAACCCCUUAAAUUAAAAGUUCGA